This is a messenger RNA of Gadus macrocephalus (Pacific cod), 7987 nucleotides long. Its product is annotated as circadian locomoter output cycles protein kaput-like. Gene Ontology annotation, cellular component: CLOCK-BMAL transcription complex; nucleus; cytoplasm. The record is from RefSeq and is a predicted model, not a curated record. Gene Ontology annotation, biological process: regulation of transcription by RNA polymerase II; circadian regulation of gene expression. Bases 801 to 3497 code for a protein of 898 amino acids. The transcript has 23 exons. NCBI's taxonomy places the organism in Eukaryota, Metazoa, Chordata, Actinopteri, Gadiformes, Gadidae. Gene Ontology annotation, molecular function: protein dimerization activity; E-box binding; DNA-binding transcription factor activity, RNA polymerase II-specific.
AAAUACACCCAAUGUCAACGACGUGUUCUUAUGUUGAAAUGGCAGCGCGGUUAUGGCAAGUAAAUAGUUUUUUUAGCGUGCGGAAGCGAUCGGACUGCAGAGGAGGCUUCGGGACUGUUUCCGCACGCUGGAGGAGAGCAGGGCCCAGUGACCCACAUUCAGAGAGUCCCUGCGCACGGGCGGCCGAGCGUGUGAAUACCUGCCUGUGUGUAUGUGUGUGUGCGGCGGUGUGUGUACAUCUGCCGCGAAAAAUGUUGUGACUAUCGCUUCUUUUCGACAUUUGACGGCGAGAAACAUGGAUUGUUCGUGCGGUGUUCGCUAUGAUCCGUCUGUGGCAGGAUGUUUUGUCACGUUUUCUCGAGGGGACCGCUGGCCAGCGUUACAUUUGAGAGAUUAUUUGCGGCCAAUGUCAGCGGCUUGCGUGACAGCUUGAGAGGCUCCCGGCCAGCUUGCGGAUAGUGAAUCAUAUCCUCACGUUUUGUCAGUAAUAGGUUAACCAUUACGUCGUAAAUCAUAUGUAUGCCUCCCGUGGAGUGGGAACGGAGCCAGUCGUUUAUUUAUACAUUCAGAUUUGCCGGGCAGUCAUGUCCUGCCCAGGGGCCGGCACCAUGUCACACCCCCAAUGACUUUAGAGUCAUCCUGGAUGAAAGAGUCUGCUUUGACCACUGUUCUUUCACCAUCAAGAAAAGUACCUCUGUAACUGGCCCUUCUCACAGACUGCAGUGGGGGUGCUCUUCCAAAUGCCUACCUCACGACUAAAGAGCCAAUCACUGCCGCGUCAACCCUGAAUAACUGCCACCAUGACAUCUAGCAUCGGGGAUGAUUGUAGCAUCUUUGAUGGGUUGAUGGAAGAAGAUGAGAAGGACAAAGCAAAACGUGUGUCCCGGAACAAGUCGGAGAAGAAGCGGAGAGAUCAGUUCAAUGUCCUCAUCAAGGAACUCGGCACCAUGCUGCCUGGCAACACCAGGAAGAUGGACAAGUCCACCAUCCUGCAGAAAAGCAUCGACUUCCUUUGUAAACACAAGGAGAUCACAGCCCAGUCGGAGUCCAGUGAGAUCAGACAGGACUGGAAGCCUGCGUUUCUUAGCAACGAGGAAUUCACCCAACUCAUGCUGGAGGCACUGGACGGCUUCUUCAUAGCAAUAAUGACUGAUGGAAACAUCAUCUACGUCUCAGAGAGCGUGACCUCACUGCUGGAGCACCUACCGGCGGACCUGAUGGACCAGAACCUGUUAAACUUCCUGCCGCUUGGAGAGCACUCUGAUGUCUACAAAGCUCUGUCGACGCACGCCGCGGAUCCUGAGAGCCAUGGCUCCGAUUACCUCAAGACUAAGAACCAGCUGGAGUUCUGUUGUCACAUGCUGCGAGGAGCCAUUGACCCGAAGGAGCCCCCUGUCUACGAAAACGUCAAGUUCAUCGGAAACUUCAAAUCCCUAAACAAUGUGCCCAACAUGACAAGAAACGGUCUGGCGGGGGUGCUGCAGAGAUCGCUACAGCCUGCCUUUGAUGACCAGGUCUGCUUCGUAGCCACCGUGCGACUGGCUAAGCCUCAGUUUAUUAAGGAGAUGUGCACGGUGGAGGAGCCUAAUGAAGAGUUCACAUCCAGGCACAGUCUAGAGUGGAAGUUCCUUUUCUUGGACCACAGGGCUCCACCAAUCAUAGGCUACCUGCCUUUCGAGGUUUUGGGAACAUCGGGGUAUGACUAUUAUCACGUGGACGACCUGGAGAUACUGGCGAAAUGCCACGAGCACUUGAUGCAGUACGGUAAAGGGAAGUCGUGCUACUACCGCUUCCUGACCAAAGGUCAGCAGUGGAUCUGGCUCCAGACCCACUGCUACAUCACCUACCACCAGUGGAACUCCAGGCCAGAGUUUAUAGUCUGCACACAUACGGUUGUCAGCUAUGCUGAGGUGCGGGCCGAGCAGCGCAGGGAGCUGGGGAUCGAGGAGUCUGCUCCAGAGGUCACUGCUGACAAGAGCCAGGACUCUGAGUCUGAGUCCCAGCUGAAUACUUCCAGCCUGAAGGAGGCGCUGGAGCGCUUUGAGCCAAGCCAGACGCACUCUGAGUCCUCCCGCAGCUCGCAGAAGUCCUCCUCCCACAUCUCCGACAACACAUGCACUUCCACGGCCUCCAAGCUGCACAUGGACACGGCCACGCCCCCCCGCCAGUCGCUGGCCUCCACCAUGGAGGUGGCGUCGCAGCGGCGGUCCUCCAUCAGCAGCCAGUCCAUGAGCUCUCAGACCACGAGUCAGAGUGUCACUCCAGCCAUGAUCAAUCAACAACAACAACAGCAGCAACAACAACAACAACAACAACAGCAACAGCAGCAGCAACAACAACAACAGCAAACACAACAACUACAGCAGCAGCAACAACAACAGCAACUGCAGCAACAACAACAGCAACAACAACAACCCCAGCCACUCCAGACGGUGCAGGUGAGCGCCAUGCAGCACCUGAAGGAGCAGCUGGAGCAGAGGACCAGGCUGAUCCAGGCCAACAUCCAGAGGCAGCAGGAGGAGCUGCGCCACAUCCAGGACCAGCUGCAGAGGGUCCAGGGCCCGGCUGUACAGAUGUUCCUGCAGCCGCCGCAGGGGGCGUCCAUGAACGUCCAGCUGCCUCCCGUGGGCUCGGUGCAGCAGACCACCACGCUGACCAAUCAGAUCCAGCAGAUCCAGCAGAGCGCCGCCACGCACACAGGGAGUCAGCAGAUCACCCUCCAGCCACCUCCCCAGCACACCCAGCAGACCUUACAGCAGCACCCCAACGCCCUCGCACAGACCCAGGCCCAGCCACAGGGCUCCGUGUCCGCUCCCCUCUACAACACUAUGAUGAUCUCCCAGCCGGGGCAGCCCAACCUGCUGCAGAUCAGCACCAGCCUGCCCCAGACCAACCCCCAGCAGGGCGCCACCGUGACCACCUUCACUCAGGACCGCCAGAUACGGUUUCCCGCGGGCCAGCAACUGCUCACCAAGCUGGUGACGGCGCCCAUGGCGUGCGGCGCGGUCAUGGUGCCGACCUCCAUGUUUAUGGGCCAGGUGGUCACGGCCUACAACCCCUUCGGAGGACAGCAGCAGGCCGGACAGACGCAGACCCUCACGCUUCAGCCCGCACAGGCCCCCCAAGGCCAGCAGGACAACCAAAACCAGACCACCCUGGUGACCCAGAGUCAGCAGGGCCAGCAGCAGCAGCAGCAGUUCCUCCAGGGAACCCGUCUUCUCCACGGCAACCAGUCCACCCAGCUCAUCCUGCAGGCGGCGUUCCCUCUGCAGCAGCAGGGCACCUUCACCCAGGCCCCGCAGCAACAGCAACCACAACCGCAACCACAACCACAACCACAACCACAGCAGCAGCAGCAGCAGCAGCAGCUACCACAGCAGCAGCAUCAGCAGCAGCUCCAGGCGCUCCACCCGAGGCACCAGCAGCAGCUGAAGGUCCAGCCCCAGAAGCAGCAGAAGGUGGCCUCCUCACACCGGACUGACGGUCAGCCUCAGUAGUGAGGCCAGAAAACCCCCCCCCCCCCUCUUUCUCUCUCUCUCUCUCUCUCUCUCUUGCUCUCUCUGUCUCUCUACCUUAAGCUAAUAUGUAGGGGAGGAGGGGGCGUGGUCAAAGUAUAACAAACUUCAAUUUUUUUCCCCACUAGAGGGCCGUCAUUUCUUUUCACUCUCUUUUCCAAGCCUGAAAAUAAAUGAACUGUUAAGGAGGAAAAGUAGGAACACAUGUUGCCACGGCAACCCUGCUGGAUGAGACGGAACAUGCCACCCCCCCCCCCACACCCUCCCCGUUCCCUGGGAGGCAGAGGCUCAAGUGCGGUCCCUGGUCUCUGAAAAGCUUGACGAACACACAGAGAACGGAUCAUCACCAUGGUAACGAAAGACUGUUUUUAAAAGGCUGGGUCGCGGUUGGACCUGUACAGAAAUACUGUAUAAUAAAGAAGACUUAUCUUUGUAAAUAAUACACAAUAUAGCCUAACAAGGAAAAAACAAAAACAGAAAUGUAGUAUUUUAUAUGAUUGCAUGGAACGAAAUAACUGUGUACCUAAGCUUACAUCGGUCGGUUUUUAUGGAAAAAAACUAAUUGUACUUUUUAUUUUAUUUUUAGUGUGUGUCGUGGUCAAUGACGGGGGCGGGGCUGUGUUCUCCAUAGCCACGCCCCUCUCUCUCCCCCCCUCCCCCCCGAUGAGCGUCGAGCCGCCCUUUCCACACGCUUUGUGUCCUAAAUCCACCCUAACUACACGGUUACUAUAGAGGGCGUAGGACGGGUAGUGAGCUGCGGCUGAAGGCAAUGCGAAGCAGGAUGAUCACUGUGUUCAGUGGUCCCAAGUGCCAAUAGCAACAUAAUUAACCUUUAUUUUCUUCUUCUUUUGGAAAACUAUUGAAAGAAGUAUAUAUAUAUUUCCAUCAGAAUAUAACCCAGAAUAAAACGUGUGUGUGUGUGUGUGUGUGUGUUUGUGUGUGUGUCUGUUUGUGUGUAUAUAUAGUAGGGAUUAUUUUUUGAAAGUCAGAGAGCCCUAUACAAGACGCAGUAUAUCUUCAAACCCCCCGGAUUAUAUAGCACUUAAUGUGGUUGUGUACAGUAAAUCACUAUCAAGACCCGGUUCUUUGUAAUCUCUGUGCAUAUGUGUGUGUAUCUGUGUGUGUGUGUGUGUGUGUGGCUAGGGUAUCUUGGAGAAAAGAGUUCUUGCAAGGAACAUAGGUCUGUUUGUGCAUGCUUGUUGGUGUGCUCUUGCGUGUGCGUGCGUGAGUGCGUGUGUGUGUGUGUGUGUGUGUGUGUGUGUGUGUGCACGGGCCAGCCAGAUAGCCCAUGGUGUCUUACAAUAAUUGACUUAGUAAGCUUUGGUAGAGUUCGGUGGAUGGUACUUGUAUUCUCAGGAAUGGUGAAAGGUUAGCUCCUGCCUCAGUGUGGAGAACAAGAGAGGACAGGACGACCCCCCCCCCCCCCCCCCCCCCCCCAGCCCCCAGCCCCCUAUGUGAGGAGGCGGGAAAAGGAAAGACCCCCGGUCUUCUGGAGCCAUCCUCGACCCGUCCUGUCGCUCCCCAGGACCCCCCUAGGACCUCGUGCAGUACACGCCCACUCUCCGUCGACAGCAGACGGAGGGCUAGCCAGGGCAACUGAUCCCACCCCCAGUGGGGUCGGGCCUGACGACUCACCUUCACAAAGAAGUUGUAAGCCAUAUCAAAACGGAGGGGCCUUGGAUCGGAGCAGGAAGACGUUAAACGGUGGGAGAAGGAGGGCUAAAAACGUGGGAGUGAUUUUUGGUGUGCGUGGGUCGGCGGGAAUGUGUCUUUGAGCUUUCGUUGGUGUUGUGUGUUGUUUGGUGUCCUUUUAGUCUACUUGCUCUCGUCACUCGUUGGGGAAGGGGGGAGGGGUGUAGUAGGCACGCCGAUGGCGCCGCGUCGUCGCGGCGACGUUCUCAUUGGGGGGAAAAGGAAGACGGAGACCCAAAGAUUCCCAUUGAAGGAGACGACUUUAUAUUGAGGCUGCAGCUAAUGGCAUUGUUUCAACUGGAGGUGUGUGACAUGGGGCCGUCGCUUUGUACGAGCCCCUGCCCUGGGUUAGGUAAAGGCUGUCUGGUUUUUUUUCAACUGGGAUGUAAAGGAAAGCAUUUUUCUCCUUCUCAAAUGGGGAACUGAGGGGCCAGUUGGUUCCCCCCAACCCCAAGCGAUAGCCAAUCAGUUCUUGCGUUGCAGUAAAAAGAAAGAUACACAUUUUUUCAAGAAACUUCCUCUUAGGGUUAGAGUGUUGGAGGACGGACUAGCCUGGGUGUGGCAUAGCCCCACCCGAAUGUGUGUGUGUAUUUGUGUGCGUGUGUGUGUGUGUGUGUGUGUGAGAGAGAGAGAGAGAGUAGCCACAUGUGUGGGUAUACGAGUCACUGUAACCAGUUUUAGCUUCCUAGCAAUGGCAUCAGAUGAAUGGAUGUGAACGAAGCAAUGCAAAGCAUCACUACGAACAGGUUCAAAGAAUACAGGCACUUAUUUCUGAUUUCUGAUUCUUUUUUUUUCUGGUUUCGAGUCAGGUGACCUAUAGAAUAGUGAAAGACACGGAAACGAAUCACAUCAGACUACGAAGUAAAUAGAGAUCCUUCAGGAUGUAAACUGUGAGUGGGGAGUGUGGAUUUCUUUGAGGGGUCAACGAGAGCCGGACAGCAAUAUGCGGGACCACCCCGGGGUCGCUCAGGUCCUAUAGGGGCCCUCCAGCCCGCUGAGGGGCCCUCCAGCCCGCUGAGGGGCCGCUGGUGAGACGUUGUUCCACAGGGCGCCACGGAAACCAAGUCCAAAGAAUGUAAAGCUGUAGUAUUAGUUUAGUUGUAUCUUUUUGUGCUCUCAAAGACGAAUGGAUGUGAUCACUUGCUGAGAGAAACGAAGAGAGCCUCUGGGGAAAGGGCGUGUCAUGACGGGAAGUAAAGGUUUUGUGGGAAAUGUCAAUCGAAUUGGUUGGCUUCACGGUUGUAAACGUGCCAGUGCUGCGGCUCUGUAACUACACACUGGAUUGCUUGUCGCCAUCUAAAGGUUAGGGUUAGUGUACAGUCUAUGAUCUGUCCAAAUCAAAGAACUAUGGUGCACUGUAAAAUACAAAACAGAUUAACAGGUGCUGUUUCCCAUGAAAUGGUGCGGUCAAAAAGAUGUACGAUACGACCAAAUCAAUCAAGUUUGUUAGGUCUUGUUUUUCGAUUUAAACUUGUUUGUAUGGUUCAUGUUUUUUAUAUAUUCAAGAAAAUAUGUUGAAAUUGGUCUUUAUAACAUCCAGUGUAAAAUAAUGUAAUUGUGACACAUUGCGACGUAAGAUGAGCCUUUUUUGUUCUGUUCAGGAGGAACCUGCAUCAUUUUAACUAUUGUACCGUAUUUUCCGGACUAUAAGUCGCGUUUUUUUUGUAGUUUGGCUUGCCCUGCGACUUAUAUUUCGAAGCGAUUUAUAUGCCAAAAUUGUGUGUACAUAAUCUUUGGCCGCAAGAUGGCACCGUCAUUCAUUAGGCCUACAACUGAACGCUGCAAGCCUACUGCACCACCGAAUAAAUUAUAAAUAAACUAGACCGUAGACAAAACAAAAGAGAACACAAAAUAAAAUGCCGCCAAAAAGAAAAAGCUAUACUGCACAAUUUAAACUGCAGAUUAUAAAGUAUGCAGCCGAAAACGGCAAUCGAGCAACAGAAAGAAAGUUUGGGGUGAGUGAAAAACUUGUCCGGGACUGGCGAAAAGCCGGGACUGGCGAAUAGCCUAUAUUGCUAUUGCAAUUAUAUUCAGUCUCUCCAGACUAAACGUUCUUGUUUAAAUGUUUAAAAAUAAAUGCGACUUAUACACCGAUGCGACGUAGGCCUAUAUAUGUUUUUUUCCUCGUCAUGGAGCAUUUUUUGACUGAUGCGACUAAUACUCGGGAGCGACGUAUAGUCCGGAAAAUACGGUAGUUUAUAACCUUUAGGUGGCAGUAAAGACAAGACAUUGGUCUGUUGUGUAGUCUCUUUUAAUAUCUGCUCUGAGAAAACAUUAAAAGUGUGUUUCGUCGAAUGAUUUGGGAGCUAGGAUAUUUUGAACGGCAUGCCAAGAAAGUACGGUUAAAUCCCAGCCCUAACUCUCCCCUCACACCGGGAACAUCUGUAGACCCUUCAUACAGAGGUUUAUAACAAAGGACGGAAUCAGGUUUGGUUAACUGUGGGUCUGUAUGCAAGAUGUCCAUAAUGAGUCCAAGAUGUCCAUAAUGAGUCCACCUCUGUGAUAAAGGCCCCUGCGCCUAAUUGUUCUGUACAGCUAGUAUUCUUUACACACGGCACCAGUAUUCAGUGUGAAAUGGUGCUAUCUGCUUAUCUAUACUGUACUGUAUGUAUGUAAGUCUCCAUAUUUUGCUCAUCUACUGUGCUCCUUUAUUCACCCCAAAGUAAAAUGUAACAAUGUAUAUUUUGAAGCAAGAUGUUUGCUAUCGUUAUAACCCCAGACUGCCCCCUACUGGACGUUUUGAAAAUAAAACCAACUGCAAAUUAUUAUACAUGAAACAA